This is a messenger RNA of Darwinula stevensoni, 2619 nucleotides long. The record is from the annotation of a GenBank genome assembly. NCBI's taxonomy places the organism in Eukaryota, Metazoa, Arthropoda, Ostracoda, Podocopida, Darwinulidae.
UAAGAGGCGUGCCCUUGCAUUCUCAGUUUUUUAUUCUCUCUCACUCACUCUCUCUCUCUCUCUCUCUCUUACCAACGGAGGACCUUCCGCGGACUCCAGACCCUCCUGGGUUCUCACGCGAGGAACAUCAACCGAAAUUUCGCGAAGAUUGUGUAGAUCGCAAGCGUGAAUGUGAAUGUGUGUGGGUUGGCAACGUGGCCCAGAAGAGAAUAAACAAGAGAGCGGAGCUUCGGCUAUUUUCAGCAAGGCCACGCAGUCACCCUCAUCCUCCCAACCAUUCACCAUCUCAUCCUCCACCCUCCCUUUUUCAUUUCUUUGAUCUUAUCUGUUAAAAAUGGUGAGCGAGACGAGCUCGUCGUCCUAUCGACACGAGGUGAUGUCCUCUUCGUCGGCGGGGAAGCAGCAGAAUUGGGAUGGACAGCUGAAUAAGUUGUUGGACGACCUGCAAACCAACAUGAGCGCUCCUGGAGGAAGGGGGGAAAUGAACAGUCACGGUCUCUACGGUAUCAUCAACAGCCCCGGACGAGUGACGAAACACAGCCGAGAGGAAUAUAUCUCUCCCGACAAGAAAGCCAAGUACUUCUCCGAAAAAUACGAAUGGCAAUCUGAGAUCGUCGACCAUACCAUGCAUUUGGGAGGAUCGGGAGCAGGGAGUCCGAAGUUGAAAUCGCCGGGCUACGUCAAGAAGACCUAUUACUCUUCCCGUUACGAUUCCGACGGAGUCCUUGCCAGCCCUGCAUCCGAACGAAGGCUAACUUUCCAGGAUGCGAAGCCCCAGGGACAUAAGAAGAGCUACCGGAGCUUCGUUGAUGAGGAGUUCCUAACGAAACGAUCCAGAAGCCAGAGUCCAGGUGCAGGUCCUGUGGUCACGAGUACUCCGUAUGGAAGCACGAACCGAAGACACGAGGAAUCCAACGUGGUUCGAUCCGUGUAUAACCGCAGUUACGACGAUGAACCGCUAGAUCCCAGCAGGCAUAAAUAUUCCCCCUCGGAUCCCUCCUACCAACUCUCCUCUCCUAAGACACCUCGACGCACUGCCAGCCUCGAUCGUCGCUAUCACGUGGAGAAAUAUGGAGUUCGGAACCGAGAAUCUUCGCUACCCCGAAAUGCUGAAUACGGGAGUGGAUCCUACGCGAAGAAAUAUCAACAUCAAUCCUAUCAAGGACAAGGAAGCUUGGAUCGAAUGAGUCGAAGGGACUACAGCCCUUCUUCCACAGCACGGAGACGAGAUGCAUCCCCGAUCCGACCCGGUUACGGACAGGACGGUGACCUGACCCACACGGAUAUCUAUCAGUCCAUCGAUCGAUCCACGACGCAUCGGAGCAGGCGGUCGUGGGGCCGGGAGGAUUCACCAUCGCCGACGCGGCUGAGAUCCGGUGAAUCCAGGUCCAGGUCCCCAUCCCGGUCUCCAUCCCGUCCUCGUCGGGAUGCAUCCCCUAUCCGACCCGGAUAUGGGUCUGAUGCCGACCCAUCUAACCUCGUCCGACAGUACAAUUAUCAGUACAUGUGGUCGUCGAGGGAGCAACGAUCUCCAUCCCCGGAUGAGAGAGAGAGAGAGAGAGAGAGACGGCUCCGGGAAGAAAGGGAAAGGCUGAAGAGGAGCCCUUCUCUGCCAAGGAAGUUCCCAACGAACUUGACGACUCCGGAUGCUGGGGUCCAGAGGCCCCCAAAGGAGGUCCAAGAACUCAUGGCCUCCAUCUCGUCUUCAUCCACUACAAGGGAUGCACGUCAGGGACAUGGAGGAGGGGGGGGCGCUCCGCCUCCACCCCCCGCACCCUCGUCUGAACUCAUUCACCGGAGGGAAAAGGAGAAGUCCUCGGCACUCGUGGAAUCCCAAAACAAAGCCGGAUCUCCCGUCUAUUACCCUCCCAGCUUUCACGACACCCUUAAGAAGAAGGAGGAACAGAGCGGACAGGUCGUGCCGAUGUGGCACAAGGAGAAGGAGAAGGAGAAGGGGAAAUGGAAAUACGGAACGAAGAGCAAGGAUAGCGAGCGGGCCAUGGCCGUCCCUCUCUGCCUCCCUUUGUGCUGUGCUGCUCCACUCUGUUGCACCAUCAUGUAACAUCACUCCACUCUACAUCCUAAGUAUCGUGCACUCUGUAAUCCACGAAUCUGGAUUCAUCCGAUCCUUCAGAAUCUCACUUCGUCUAAUCAGGGUCUCCUUCACCCUUUUUUUUAAAUGUAUAUUCUCCCUCUCUUCUCUCAUCCUGAUUCUCCUCCUUUUCUCAUGUUUCUUUUUCUUACAUCUCGGCAAUGAUUGAAGUCGAGAAAAAGGGAACUGACCCGGUGAUUCCAAGAGGAAUUCUCAAACGUGCCAAUAUAUUGAAACGAGAGAAAGAGGAUAAAUGCGUGAUGUUAUCGCGGCGGAUGAGUAACUUAUGUGCCUUCUAACUUAUGUGUGUCGAGUCGGUUUCUGUUGCAUGUGCAAAGGAAGAUUUAUCAAGGUCCCUUCCUUUACUAAAAGGUGUUCAUCCUGAAAAUAUUUUAGUUUCGAUGAAUGGAGGAAAGCGUGAAUGAGACUCAUUUGUGUCGUUGGAUUGUUUCAGCAGUGAGAGGACGAUGAAACUCUCACUUAAGAAUACGUCUGUUCAUCGUAUAACGAAUAAAACGAGAGACUGA